UCCUCAAAUUACCUUUCAACCCCCUUCCAUUUCCCAUCAUUGCAUUGCCUCCAUCAAAAUCUUAACACCUCACAUGAUCACCUGCCUUGCAGUCCAUGGCAACCUCCUCUAUGCUGCUUCAGUGAACCAAAUCGACGUCUUUGAUCUAACAAGCUAUGCCCGCAUCGACACCUUUGGCUGCACCGACUCUACCUCCUCUGGUUCCAUCAAGUCUAUUGCCUUUGACCGCGAUGGGAAGAUCUUCACAGCCCACCAAGAUUGCAAGAUAAGAGUCUGGCAGAUAUCGGCAACGACGGGUCGAGAGCACCACCUUGUGUCGACUCUCCCCACCAUGAAGGACCGAUUGCUCCGCUCUGUUUCCCCAAAGAACUAUGUUAGGGUUCGGCGUCACAAGAAGCAACUUUGGAUCAAACACGCUGACACUGUCUCGGGGCUGGUUGUUCAAGGGGGUUUAGUCUAUUCAGUUUCCUGGGACAAGAGUUUCAAGAUAUGGCGGGCAUCGGAUCACCGGUGUUUGGAGUCCAUUAGGGCACAUGAGGAUGCCGUAAAUGCCCUUGCUGUGUCCGUUACCGGGACAGUCUACACUGCAUCGGCGGAUGGGAGAAUUAGGGUCUGGGGGAAGGAUGUUGUUGGCGAUGAUGGGAGGAGAAAACAUAGUCUCAUGGCCACACUAGAGGAGCACAAGUCCACGGUGAAUGCGCUUGCAUUGAACUGGGAUGGAUCGUUGCUGUUUUCAGGGAGUUGUGACCAGUCGAUUUUUGUGUGGGAGAGGGAAGAGGACAGUGACAAGCACAUGGUGCUUGUGGAUGAGCUUUUGGGGCAUACUGGGGCAGUGCUGUGCUUGAUCAAUGUGGGCUGUCUGCUUAUAAGUGGAUCAUCAGAUCGGACAGUGAGGGUCUGGCAGCAGGGGGUGGCAGGUGGUUUUGGGUGCUUGGCGGUGCUUGAGGGGCACGAGCGGCCAGUGAAGUCGUUGGUAGCGGUUUCCAGGGAGAUGCCAGGGGCUGUGGCUGUUUUGGUUUGUAGCGGAAGCCUGGAUGGGGAGAUUAGGGUGUGGGAGCUCAGGAUGUGAAUCAAAUCAUGAUCAAAAGCAGGUAGGCCAAGGUUGGGAGGUUAUUUGAGUGCCAUCGCCAGUGCAGUUUUCCAGUGAGGUCCAAGUCGCAGCCAGUUAUCUUCAAAUUGGGGGAUUCUUCUGCAGACUUUUGUAGAUUUGUCAAUAUGCAGCUUUGGUGUUGCUUGUGUUGAGGGGUUGCGGGGACGAUCGAUUGGUCUCGGAUAUGUUGUAUUUCGCCAAUUCAUUGCAGGCUUCCAGCGCCAGCUUGCCUUCACGCUUCACCCUUCGCCUUCAGCCUUCAGAGACUCACUGUCACUCACACUCACGCUGCAGCCUGCAGUCCUGACUUCACGCACACGGCACAGCCGCACAUGCCUUCGGCCGCCCUUCAGGCUUCAGUGCUUCACGCUUCAGGCUUCACUACUUCAGCAUUUCACUUCUCAGUACUCAGUAGACAGUAGGCCUGCAAGACUCAAGAGUCUCAACUCUCAAUCAACACAAAAAAACCGUAAGGGCUCUAAGUCUCUAACCCACGCCAGUGACGCCACGGCUCUCGAGUCUCCACUCUAGUCUCUCAAGCUCUCACCCUCUCGGCCUCUCCUAACUCUCCUCUCCUCUCCUCUGGAUCUGGUGCGCUGCAACGUGCCGCCGUGCUGGAUUGCCCCGACCUGUCCUCUCCUGAGUCUCCUCUCCUCUCCUCUGGUGUGCUGCUACUUGCCGGACCUGCCGGUGUUGUGAGUUGCUCGAGUCGUCGCCUCCAGGCUCCAC
Malania oleifera is the source of this 1819-nucleotide messenger RNA. RefSeq names its product protein JINGUBANG. The record is from RefSeq and is a predicted model, not a curated record. Lineage: Eukaryota; Viridiplantae; Streptophyta; Magnoliopsida; Santalales; Ximeniaceae. Gene Ontology annotation, molecular function: protein binding. The transcript has 3 exons. The coding region runs from base 74 to 1069 and encodes 331 amino acids.